Pantherophis guttatus is the source of this 2295-nucleotide messenger RNA. RefSeq names its product prune exopolyphosphatase 1 (gene PRUNE1). The record is from RefSeq and is a predicted model, not a curated record. Lineage: Eukaryota; Metazoa; Chordata; Lepidosauria; Squamata; Colubridae. Gene Ontology annotation, molecular function: exopolyphosphatase activity. Gene Ontology annotation, cellular component: cytoplasm.
GUUCCGGCCCCUCCCGCCGGGCGCCCGAAAGGAGGUCGGGUCGUACACGUGUCCGGGCGCGCUCUCCGUUCACACGUGCGGCCGGGCGGUGGGGAGGGGUCCGGAGCCAUGGAGAGCUUCCUGGCAGGCUGCAGGGCCGCCCUUCAGGAUCACGUUCAGAGCAGGAGGGCUGUUCAUGUGGUGCUGGGCAACGAAGCGUGUGAUCUCGACUCCAUGGUGUCCGCUUUGGUCCUCGCCUACUUUUUGGCAAAGACCUCCCCGGACUCCGAGGCGGCCUUCGUCCCCGUCCUCAACAUCCCCCGGGCCGACUUCCCGCUGCGCACCGAAAGCACCUUCCUUCUCCUUCAGCAACGUAUCCCCGAGGAAGUCCUCGUUUUCCGGGAUGAGAUCGACCUGGCGGGGCUGCACAAGGCCGGGCUGCUCUCCAUGACCCUGGUGGAUCACCAUAUCCUGCCCAGCAAGGAUGCAGCGCUGGAGGCGGCCGUGGUGGAAGUGAUGGACCACCGGCCCCUGGAGUGGGAGAGGCCCCCUCCCUGCAGAGUGACGGCCGAGCUGGUGGGCUCCUGCGCCACCCUGGUGACCGAGAGGCUCCUCCAGGCACAGGUGCCAACUUUGGACGGGCAAAUUGCCGCUAUGCUCUACGGAACCAUCUUGCUGGAUUGUGUCAACAUGGCUGUCGAAGCGGGCAAAGUGACCCCGAGGGAUGCCCGUUGCGUCUCUCGAUUGGAGUCCUUGUUCUCCGAGCUGCAGCCGAGGAACCGCGUCUUCGACGCUCUGCAGAGAGCCAAGUUCGAUGUCUCAGGCCUCACCACCGAGCAGAUGCUGCGGAAGGACCUCAAAAGCCUGGCCAGCAAAAAAGCCACCGUGGCCAUCAGCGCUGUGUACAUGAGUCUCCAGGAUUUCUUGCACCGGCCUGGGAUCGAACGGGAUCUAGCCGCCUUCUGUCACCAAAAAGGCUUCGACCUCUUGAUCGCCAUGACUAUCUUUUUCGGGGACCACAAGAAGCCGUUUCGGCAGCUGGCGGUGUACAGCCAACAAGCCGGAUUUCAAGACGCGGUGUGCCAAGCCUUGGAACGCUCUAGCAACCCGUCCCUCGGCCUGACCCCGCUGGAGACACACUGCCCCACCGUCCGCGCCUACCAGCAGGGCAACACCAGCGCUUCCCGUAAGAAAGUCCUUCCCAUCGUCCGAGAAUUCCUGCACCAGUGGGUCCGACCCAGUCCUACCGGCCCCGGCAUGCAGCCAGAGCUCUCCGGUUGCGUCCCACCGACCAGGGUGGACCCCCAAGGAGCCGGUUGCCGCGAUCCCAGAGGGGCCGCCAAGGAUGCCCCGAAGCCUCCCCGCCUGGGCGAGGAGGCGGCUGAGGAAGACACCCUGCUGCCUCCCACCCCCAUGAACAGCCUGGUGGACGAGUGUCCCCUUCACCAGGGCCUCCCCGAAGUCUCUCCCGAGGCCAUCUUCGAGAGAGUCAACCGCAUCGCCAUCGAUCGCUCGUCGGGUGGCCGCAGCCCGGAGAAGAAGUGACCGCCAAAUCCAGGGAAGCUCUCGGCGAGUGGUGGUCGUCGGGCUUUCAGCCGGGGGCUGAAAACGCCGUUUUUGAAUUAAUUGUUGGACAUCAUCUGUGAUUAAAUCUCCCAUGGCAAUGAAUAGAAAGGAGGGGGGGAGGCUGGUGAACUCAGAAUUCGCGGCCAUUAAUGCAGCGGGUGGGGGUGAAAUUAAACUCACCGACUGGUACAAAAUUGCAGAAUUCUGAUUCUCGGGGGGGGGACGUGUCUUUCCAGCACCCCAAAUCCUUUUUUUCUGGCGCAUCCUUCCAAAUUGUCCCAAAAUGGAUUUGAUGGAACAAGAUAUAAGGAUUCCUCAGAAAGGUUUUCCUUGGUGCUCGUUGAAGGGGAAACUUAGUUCAGGCGCUGUUGAGGCAAGGAUGACCACGCCCACUUGGUCCCACCUCAACAUGUUCCAGAGCUGCAUUUUGUUUUAUUUUUUUUUGCAAAAAAACCCCCCCAAAAAAACAGUGUAAAAAAAUCUCACUGAAGCCCCACGUGCAUGCAUGAAAUGUAAAAUGUUGUGUUCUUUUGCAGCUGAGCUCAGGCCUCUGCGUUUUCGGCAAGGCUGAAUCCUGUAAAAUGGUGGUCUCCAAAUUUGGCAACUUGAAGACUUGGGGAAUUCUGGGAAUUGAAGUCCCCAAGUCUUAAAUGUUGCCAAAUUUGGAGAGCCCUGCUGUACCACGAGGCUUGGGCUAAUUCCUCAAUAGUGAAUAAAAACACUCGUCCUCUUCCUUAAAACAUGUUCCUA